Messenger RNA from Diaporthe batatas, 1983 nucleotides. RefSeq lists its product as uncharacterized. The record is from RefSeq and is a predicted model, not a curated record. NCBI's taxonomy places the organism in Eukaryota, Fungi, Ascomycota, Sordariomycetes, Diaporthales, Diaporthaceae. The coding region runs from base 1 to 1983 and encodes 660 amino acids. The transcript has a single exon.
AUGGCCGAUAGAGACCCCAGCUGUCCUCUUUGUAACUUCUUGAUCCACCUGGCUGUCGACGCAGCUGGGCUGGCCGGUCUACCGGGAAUCGCACGCACCAGGGUAUACUCGCUCCAUGCGUCGACGUUCAGCGAAGUAUUUCUCGACACCAAAGACCAACAGUGGUGCUCAGGCGAGGACAAUCCAAUAAUCUUCUUCAUUUCACCGCUCUUUUCCUUUGGGACAAAGGCCAAGGACUGGGCGCUGCGCUUCAACAGUUGCUUCAUGCCCUUGAAAUCCCAACCAUCCGGUACUUUUGCUCGGGAUCUGUCAGCUCAUGCAGACCUCGACGUAGUAAGCCAGUGGAUCCAGCACUGUAACCGUGGGCACACUCAUCCUGACUGUAAUUCAAUCGCGGAGCUGUCCAUAGCUGAACUCACUGUUAUCGACUGCGAAACUCGUACGCUGGUACACUGGCCCAGCGGUGCGCCAUACGUUACGUUGAGUUACGUGUGGGGGACGGAUCCAGCAGAAGCUGUGGUUGAUGGCGUUCUGCCUCAGGCAUUGCCAAAACUGAUUGAAGAUACCAUCGUGGUUGUGCUGAGGCUGGGCUACCAGUUCCUAUGGAUCGACCGAUACUGUAUCCGGCAAGACGAUGAAAUAGUCAAGGCUUCUUUGAUCCGGAACAUGGACAAGAUUUAUUCUGAGUCAUCGCUCACUAUAAUUGCGUCUGCGGCUGAGAAACCAAACGAGGGCCUCGCGGGUGUGGGCAUCCCCCGUGACCGCAUCCCUCACUCCGUGAACUCGUGCGGGAUAGGUCUCAUACAGCUGAUUACAAACAUCUCAGAUGAGGUUGAGAAUUCUCACUGGAACACACGUGGUUGGACAUAUCAAGAAGGCUUCCUGUCCAACAGAAGGCUUCUAUUCACAGAAAGCCAGUGUUAUUUCCAGUGUGGUGAGCUGUGGUGCACAGAGGGGCUUAAUAUUCCGUUGAACAUACUCUCGAGGCUCAAUAAGCCGGACCAUUCGAAACUUCCUAGGGUAUUUCCGUGGGUUGCCGGCAAGCAGCCAGCCGUAGACCACCGAUCAGAAGGCCGAGAGAAGCAAAGAGAGGAGUACUUUAUCGAGCGAGUGCGCGAAUACAUGAAGCGCGAGCUUACGCAUGAUACAGACGCUUUCGAUGCAUUUGCGGGAGUCCUCAACUAUCUUGAAAAUACUUUUGCCACAGAAUUCCUCCUUGGCAACAUCUGGGGUCUUCCUAUUUGGAGCUCUGGAUCCCGGUGGUCUGCCAGUGAAGGCGGGACCAGCAAGCACACUUUGCUGAGAAGCUUAUCUUGGAGCCUCCCCCGGCCGUUCGUGACCAAGCUUAACGGAAAGAAUUCCGACGUUGCCACUCGGCGACAAGGCAUCCCCAGCUGGACAUGGUGCGGCUGGAAGAGAGCCCACUCGUCAACUCGCCAGAUAGAAUGGAGGGAUGUCUGGAGCCAAGGCAAUGAGGUGCCCGCCCAGACAGACAUCGCAGUCGAGUACGACGAUGGGCGUUCUAUCCAGUGGACAGCAAGCCACAGCCCGAUGGAGCUCUUGGUGGCAAGUAGGACUCUGGGGCAGGCAAGGCACCUGCGUGUCCGUGGAUUGCUGUCCCAGCUGCUAGUACCAGCUGCCUGCUGGUAUGUGAGCUAUGACGGAGAGUGUCAGUGUGGACCGUACCGUCUGGGGAGAGGAGAUGUGCGAUAUUUGAGCACAGUGGCUGAGCGUCGAGGGCUUCCUGUGACUGAACAAGGAUAUGUACUGCAGGCUUGGUUCUUCUCUGCGCUGCACUUCAGCACAGCCGAAGAUAAUUGCCGGAGUGAAGCCAUGAUACUUGUGCCAACCGGGGACAAAGAUGAAUAUGAGAGAUUGGACACCAUGUGCCAAGUCAAGAUGGAGUAUUUCGUUACCCGCCCAUCUUUACAAGGCAUGGUGGACAGGUUUGGGUGGAGGCUGACAGAGUUCACGAUUCGAUGA